AUGGGAGUUCUUACAAACGGAGAGAACACGGAAUCCCGGAGGUCCUCGCCUCGCAGCGAGUGGGAGGUGCCUGCUCUGGCCACGCCCCCUGUGGGCAAAAUGACCAAUCAGCGAAGAGACCGGGCGCGGACCCGGACCGUCCCGCUUUCCACAGCCCUGCCAGUUCCCAGGCCCCCAAGCCAUAGUCGGCUCCCUUGGCCCGAAAUCUUAACGUCACACAAGAGAGUCUCCGCCUCCUAUAGCUCUGGGGACUACAUCUCCCAGCAAGCUCCGCGCGGGCCACGCAGUCUAGCCAAUUGGGGCUUGGUGACUGUUGAGGGUGCUGUGCCUCUAACCUGGGGAGAAUGGGGGCAUCUGGACACAGCUCGGAGGGACUUCUGCAGGGAGCGUGCAGAGGCCCUUGGGAGUGCAGUCCUGCCUAAGACGAGAGUCUCUAAAAAUAAUGAAUUUGGGAAUAGCGGCCGAAGUUCCAGCUUUGUUCUUGGUCAGAAUGUCCAGACAGCAGAGAGUCCCUUGGAUGGAGAUGGCCAUGGGUCCAAGAGCAGACAGAGUUUAGGUGAGGGAAAAUGUUCCACGUGGAAACCUCACAACUGUGACAGUGGAGACAAUGCCCAUAGUCUGAGCCUUGUUGAGACACAGACAUUUCAUGAAGUAAAGUCUUAUAAAUAUGGGAGUUGCCAGAGUUUCAGACACUCGGACCUCUUCAAACACCAGCACAUCCACACAGGUAAGAAACCCUAUGGAUGCCAAGAAUGUGGGAAAAGCUUCUGCCAGAGGGCUGCCCUGAUCAAACACUGGAGGACACACACAGGCGAGAAGCCUUGUGCGUGCCCACAAUGCGGGGAUUGCUUCUGCCAGAGCCCACAUCUGAACCGACACUGGGAACACACACAUGCCUGGGAGAAGCACUGCCAGUGUGAGGAAUGUGGGGAGACCUGCCAUAUUUCCAGCCUGCACAGACAUCAGAGACUGCAUAUAGGGGAGAAGCCCUGCAGAUGUGAAAACUGCAGCAAGAGCUUCAAACAGCCUUCCGACCUCCUUAAGCACCAGGGCAUCCACACUGGGGAGAAGUCUUAUGGAUGUUCUGUCUGUGGGAAAAGCAUCAGUCAGAGUGCAGUGCUCGCUAAACACCAGAGAACUCACACUGGAGAAAAACCCUACAAAUGUCUGGACUGUGGAGAAAGCUUUAGACAUACACACUUCCUCAGACACCCGAGGCUCCACCAAGAUAAACUCCCAUCACAUCGAUGUGCUUCUGCGUGA
This is a messenger RNA of Castor canadensis (American beaver), 1263 nucleotides long. RefSeq names its product zinc finger protein 394 (gene Znf394). The record is from RefSeq and is a predicted model, not a curated record. Gene Ontology annotation, biological process: regulation of transcription by RNA polymerase II. Gene Ontology annotation, molecular function: RNA polymerase II cis-regulatory region sequence-specific DNA binding; DNA-binding transcription factor activity. Lineage: Eukaryota; Metazoa; Chordata; Mammalia; Rodentia; Castoridae.